GCAGAAAUUUUAAACUGCACUUCAGAUAAUUGCCGGAAAUAGAAAGUAUAAGCGACACAGAAGCUCAACACUAUAUUUCUAAAUGUAAUUGAUUGGUGUUGAUUUGUAUGAAACCAUUUUGUCCGGGGGAGCAUUUGGGCUUACAGAGCUAGGCGCGACUAACACGCACUGCCCAGUGGCGACACUUAAUCUGAAUGAAAUAUGCAGAUUAACCGCACACUGUGAGACUAAUGAUGAUGGGCGUGUCUUUCAGAUCUCCGGGAUGCCUGGCGUGGUCCCCGCCCUCAUCCGACCCCUGGCAGACCUGACCCUGCACCGCUCCCCGCCCCCGCGGACGCCCGCACGUCCGCCUUCGACGCCCGCGCCCUUCCCCUGGAGCACCAUGCGCCUCAAGCAGACUCUGCACCGCACGGCGAGCCUCCCUGAGGGCCGCCGCAUGCCCGCGCGGGGGGAUCCGCGGAGGCGCACGAUAGGGACCUGCAGGCAGUCCUCCGUCAGGUCGCGCAUGUCGGCCUCCAUGCGGCGGUCGCUCCGGCAGCGGGGCGGCCCCCUCUACUACAGCGCCCGCGCGCGCAUGAGGGACGUGAGGAACUGGGCGGACGUCGUGAGCCGCAGGAUGGCCGGAAGGAGCUCGACGCCGCUCGCGACGCCCGCGCGCCCGCGACUGCAGCCGACGGUGGUCGUGGCACACGGGCGGCCAUCGCCGAGGCCUGCCAGGAAUAGCCCCCGGGUACGAGCGGCUCGCAGGGUGGCGUUCGCGGCCCACACGUUACGAUGGGAGGCCGCCAGUGGGCUCGCGGCCUUGUUGGAGUGCGGAGCUUCCGCGGGAAGUAGUGCGGCAGCGGCGGUGGUGCGGGCGUGUGCGGCAGUCUUGGCCAUGGCAGACGCCAGGCUCCAGCAGCUGCGGCGCUCGAUCAGCUCCUGGAGCCUUUCGACCGUUAAAAAACCCAAGAUCAACAUCCCGAAAUUAAAGACGCCCAAACUGAAAAUCUUCAGCGGCCGCAAAAGGAACAGAGUCGAGGGCAAGGACGAUGCAGCAGCCGUAGAGGCCGUGAAGGCAGCCCUCCUCAGCGCAGAGGGGGACGACGACGCGAGGCAGGGAAAGGCAGCAGACGGCGAGGGAGAAGGAAGGGUGAUCCACGAGCCCUUGGGUAAGGAAGGGGAGGACCAACCGACGAUCGUCCUCACGGUACACGAUCACCCGAGAGCCCCCGACCCCCCGAAGCCUCCUCCGAGCCCGGGCUUACUUGAUCCAAACGAUGACAUAGAAUACAUCGACUCCGACGAAGGGGAGGCAGAGACCCAGGCGCCCCGGGGGAAGGGCGCGGACGUGGACUACAGCGACCAGUGGUACGACGCCAGAGGAACUCUCACGCGCUCCCGAGAGAACCUCAACCGAACUAACGACGACUACGAAGAGUGUGUCGCGAGCACCUACUACGACGCAGCCGACGGAGCUGAUCCUCCUCUCGAACAGAAGAAAGUGGUCGCAGCCGAAGCCAAGGCCAGCAAGGGGUCCCAGAAGGCGAAGGAGUGGGUUCAGAGCUUCAAUGAGGACACGGAGCGGAGGGUUCGCCGGUGGAUGGAAAUGCAGAAAGAGAAGGACCCUUCGUCGAUGCCAAAGAGCAAAUCGGAGAUACGCCUUGAUAAACUAGAUGAACCGUCUGGCAAAUGGGCUGGGAGGAACGAGAUUCAGCUGAACGCCACAGAGGAUGACUACAUUCUUGGGGAAAUUAGCGCUCGUGAUGACAAAUCCGACAAUAAAAAGCAAGAUGGCAAGACCGAAAAGAAUGAGGUGGCUCGUCGAGAAAGUCUGAAGAAGAUAUUCCAGGUUCGAGGGAAGUUGUCCAUCAAGCCUAUCGUCGACUCGCAAAGACCCACAUACACAGAUACCGACAUAUACAUAGCUUCAACCCCAUAUGCUCUGGCCAACCCGCCGAGACCUCAGGACCGUAAACUCCUACCCGGAGAUUCUCUGGACGUAUCUGACGACGGCAUCCACUGCACGUCCAUCGACCUUGAUCCUGCAGUGGAAUUAGGUGGAGAUUCCUCCAAGACCUCGACGCAUGCGCACACGGAGAGCCAAAAACCGAAGACAACGGCCAGGAGAAAAUUAGAUCUCGAGGUUGGUACCAGAUCGGAUAAUAUUCCAGACAUUAUCAUCGAUUCCCCAGAAAUUGAUGAGAACAGACAGGAUCUGACGAUUCUUGGACCUCCACAAAUGAUCAUGGGAACAGAUGUGUCAACGAUAAAAGACGAAUCAAGUGUUCCUGAACAAUCAACAGAGGCAGGUGAGGACUCCACUUUGCAGGACGUAACUUGGACAGAAGACUCCAUUGCUGCCGACACGAACAAAGAGGCCUAUUUGGAAUUCCAGAUGGAAACAGCUGACACGAUGUUCGAAGAGGCAGAUACAGAUCGUAGUAACACUUUAACACUAGAACAGGAUUCUCCUUCUAACUGCAAAAAACCUGAAAGAAAGAAAAGGAAAAUUCCUGGAAGCGGUAUCCAUAAGUCCAUCAAGAACUUUGCCGGAUCAUUUUUCAACCAGGACGCAAAUGUCGAAAGUGAAUCCGACAAGAAAAAGAAGAAAGGAAGACUCAGUCCCUUUGCCAAAGACCAUCUUGCAAAAACUCCGUCCGCAGCGACUGACGACAAAAAAGGGUCAGGUAUCAACGGAGACCAGUCCGAUAAAACGAUAAAGUCACAGAAGAGCGUAGCUAAAGAAUCGUUGCCUGACGUCUUACUCACAUCCGAAACGGCCACCCCGGGAUCCGCAAAACCGCACAAGGUCUCCACGGAAAGCCUUGAGUAUAUCUCCCCCAUCGAAUCAGACGAACAAAAAUCCGUUUCUUCCCGGUCUUCGCAAGACAUCGGUAACCCAUUCCUCGACGACGGGGAACUGAAUUUCAGGAAAGAGGCUUUGCUAGCUAUCAAGGCGCAGGAAAACGACGACGUAUCGACUCAGUAUUAUAGUUUUCUUACUGCCGACGACGGGUAUCAGCCGACUUCGAGGGAGACAGAAACAUCAACGCCGUCCCCGGAAAAUGUCGUGCCGCAAAUACCACACAUGCCAGACUCGCACACUUCGUCCCUUACUUCGAGUUCUACCGUCACUGGGAAAGUUACGGCCACGCCUAGCCGUGAUGCUGCCAAGGGAACAACAGAUGCCCAGCAGAUUCACAGACUCUCAGGGUACAAUUCAUUCACCGAGCAGUCCUCCAAGACAUCGCAACCCUUGAGCCCAGAAGAGAGAAUACCCAAACCCCAAACUCUGACGCUGGGCACAAACCAGGAGACAUCGCUGCAAAGUACUCAGGAGACUCCCCAGCCUCCCAAGCCAAGCCCCAGGACCAAGAAGGGGCGCUACGGCUAUUCAACCGGAGCUUCCACACCGACGACUCCGACGGGGAGCAUCACAACAAAUGUUUCGACAGGACCUCAAGUGACCCGUGCGGACGCAGGGGUCACGAAGCCACAAGAUUCUCAGAGCACUGCAAGCACGCCUGUGGUGACCACCGAGUCCGAUGAAAAAACUUUUAUGGCCACCUUCCCGAGGCGCAAGGUUCCAAGUCGCCAGCCAGGUGCAGCCGAGGUCGAGAGGACGUCGUCUGACUCUGGGUACGCGGGGCCCGGAAGCACCUACUACACCGGUACCGAAGAGCCGCUUUAUUGGGAAAUCAGCGAGACAAAGGGCGCCCCGCCACGCCCGAGUCCCCGUGCCAAGAAGGGUCGACGCGCACCGAGCGAACCAGCGCUGAAUGUGGCGACCUCUCCCAAAAAGCCCGAAGCCCCUGCCCCGCCCCAGCCCAAGCAUCCUCCUGAUUGGAUUCAGGUUCGAGCCCCGAUCCCGACGCCUCGAAAGAAGCAGCGCUCCCUCCAGUCCCUGCCCACCGUGGUGCCAGACGACGACACGAUUGAGACGGUUAAAAAAAAACUUCAAUUGAUGUCGAGCGUCCCCCUCCAGGGCUCCCGCCUGCCCGAGCCACCGGCGCCAAAGAAAGAAGAGCAGUUCUAUAGUGGAAAAGCAGCUUCGAUAUCCUAUGGCUUUAGCACAGGGAACGUCGCCCCGCCAUCUCCUCCGGUGAGGCCCAGGAAAGCUUCCCAAAUGUCCUUACCGGGGGCCAUGGCGGCAGAAGAGAGGCUCAGCAGGCAGCAGAAGCGGUCGUCGCUGUACACGGAAGGCUCGGCGCAGUGGUCUCGGGGCUCGCGACCGCCUUCCGUGAGAAAGACGCAGCGACGAAGCGAAUCUUUAAAAGGAACAAGAGGAUCGACCGUAAAGCCUUGUGUGCAGCGUCUCGGGGCGGCUGUGAUACGACUGCACGACUUGCUCUUAGCAGUGGGUCUUGGUCCAGGGAAUUCCAGCCAAGAGAAGGUAACCCGUGUGUUCAUAGUGGCUGUUGCACCGUCUCUAUUUCUCGUCCACGUCUGUGAGCUUUAACGAGUAUCUAAUGUA
Penaeus vannamei (Pacific white shrimp) is the source of this 4456-nucleotide messenger RNA. NCBI's taxonomy places the organism in Eukaryota, Metazoa, Arthropoda, Malacostraca, Decapoda, Penaeidae. The record is from RefSeq and is a predicted model, not a curated record.